UUUAAUUUCAGUUUCGGUUUGGCGCUGGCGCGAUCCAGUACGCAGCUCGUGGAUAUAUCUAUAUAUAGUUGAUCGAUCGGUUCGUGAGUGGCUGGCUAACUAGUCUACCCGAAAUGAACAAGAACCUCGGCUUUGUGGAGCGCCUGCGCUGGCGCCUCAAAACCAUCGAGCAUAAAGUCCAGCAGUAUCGCCAGACGACCAACGAGACCGUAGUCGCCGAGACCGAGUACGGCAAAGUGCGGGGUGUGAAGCGACUGUCGCUCUACGACGUGCCCUACUUCAGCUUCGAGGGAAUCCCCUACGCCCAGCCGCCGGUGGGGGAGUUGCGGUUCAAGGCCCCGCAGAGACCCACCCCCUGGGACGGGAUUCGGGACUGCAGCCAGCCCAAGGACAAGGCCGUCCAGGUGCAGUUCGUCUUCGAUAAGGUUGAGGGCUCUGAGGACUGCCUCUACCUGAAUGUGUACACCAACAAUGUAAAGCCCGAUAAGCCCCGUCCUGUUAUGGUUUGGAUCCAUGGAGGGGGCUUUAUUAUUGGCGAGGCCAAUAGGGAAUGGUAUGGCCCAGACUAUUUCAUGAAAGAGGAUGUUAUUCUCGUCACCAUUCAAUAUCGUCUUGGAGCUUUGGGUUUUGUGAGUCUGAAGUCCCCCGAGCUGAAUGUUCCCGGAAAUGCUGGACUCAAGGAUCAGGUGUUGGCUCUCAAGUGGAUCAAGAAUAACUGCGCCAGUUUCGGUGGAGACCCCAACUGCAUCACCGUCUUCGGAGAGAGUGCAGGCGGAGCAUCGACCCAUUACAUGAUGAUAACCGAGCAGACCCAAGGACUCUUCCACCGCGGUAUCCUGCAGUCGGGCAGUGCCAUUUGCCCGUGGGCCUUCAACGACGACAUCACCCACAAUCCCUACCGCAUAGCCAAGCUGGUGGGCUACAAGGGCGAGGACAACGACAAGGAUGUGCUGGAGUUCCUGCAGACCGUCAAGGCCAGGGAUCUCAUACGGGUCGAGGAAAAUGUCCUGACUCUGGAGGAUCGCAUGAACAAGAUCAUGUUUGCCUUCGGGCCAUCUCUGGAGCCUUUCGCCACGCCCGAGUGCGUGAUUCCCAAGGCGCCCAAGGAGAUGAUGAAGACCGCCUGGAGCAACUCAAUCCCCAUUAUGAUAGGGAACACUUCCUACGAGGGACUGCUGUGGCUGCCAGAGAUCAAGAUGAUUCCACAAGUGGUGCAGCAGGUGGAUGCCGGCACUCCCUUUAUCCCAACGGAAUUGCUAGCCACGGACCCCAGUAAGGAAAAGUUGGAUGCAUGGAGCGCACGGAUUCGCGAUGCUCAUCGCACAGGAGCAGAAAGCACCGCCGAUAACUAUAUGGAUCUCUGUUCGAUUUACUACUUCGUGUUUCCGGCCCUGAGGGUGGUCCAUUCCCGACACACCCAUGCCGCUGGAGCUCCUGUGUACUUCUACCGCUUUGACUUCGACUCCGAGGAGCUCAUCUUCCCGUACCGCAUCAUGAGAAUGGGUCGUGGUGUUAAGGGAGUGAGCCAUGCCGACGACUUGACCUACCAGUUCACAAGUCUGCUGGCUCGUCGACUGCCCAAGGAAAGCCGCGAGUUCCGCAACAUCGAGCGAACCGUGGGGAUCUGGACUCAGUUCGCAGCCACCGGAAACCCGUACAGUGAGAAGAUCAGUGGCAUGGACACUUUGACUAUGGGUCCAGUUCGGAAGUCCGACGAGGUCAUCAAGUGCCUCAACAUCGGCGAUGAGCUUAAGUUCAUCGAACUGCCCGAAUGGUCCAAGGUCAAGGUCUGGGAGAGCCUAUAUGAUGACAACAAGGACUUACUCUUUUAAAGGGAUCAAAGUGAAUAGCUGAAUAAACUUCUACAUAUAUAGGACAAAAUGCUUUAUAAAAUAUACUCAAUAAUUUGCUUGUUCGAU
Messenger RNA from Drosophila gunungcola (fruit fly), 1919 nucleotides. RefSeq names its product esterase B1. The transcript has 6 exons. The coding region runs from base 114 to 1832 and encodes 572 amino acids. Lineage: Eukaryota; Metazoa; Arthropoda; Insecta; Diptera; Drosophilidae. The record is from RefSeq and is a predicted model, not a curated record.